AUGGAGUUCUGGAAACAAAAAUCAUAUGACAUUUUCUAUUUCAUAGUUAAACGGGAGUCAACGGGAACACAUGUUUUUGAUACCUCUCCAGGUAAUCUAAUCUUUGCCGAUAAGUUUCUACAAAUUGCCGCUUAUUUGCCUUCGGAUGCGAUGUAUGGUUGGGGCGAGAAUGUUCACCCAACUCUGAAGCAUGAUUUUUCAAAUUAUCGCACAUGGGGUAUGUUCGCCAGAGAUGAACCUCCCGAUUCAAGCAAAUUUAGCACGAAGAAUCUCUACGGAGUGCAUCCGUUUUAUAUGGUCAUGGAACCUGACGGCAAGGCUCAUGGAGUAUUUAUUCUGAACAGUAACGCUCAAGAAGUCACGACAUUGCCAGGUCCUGCAAUAAUCUAUCGGACGAUUGGGGGAAUUUUGGAUUUGUAUUUCUUCCCGGGGCCAACUCCUGAAGAAGUUACUCAGCAGUACUUGGCACUUAUUGGGACCCCCUUUCUUCCGGCAAACUGGGCGCUAGGAUUCCAAUUAUCGCGCUAUGGUUACAAAGAUUUAGAUCACUUAAAGGGAAUUAUUGAAAGGAACAGGGAAGCUGGUGUUCCUUUGGAAACAGUUGUGGUUGAUAUUGAUUAUAUGGACCGAUAUAAAACUUUCACAGUUGGAGAGAAGUUUGUGGGAAUGCCGGAAUAUUUGAAGGAAGUACAGAGUUGGGGCAUGCGGGUCGUAUUAAUUUAUGAUCCUGCAAUUCAAGUCGAUCACGAUGCUUUUGAGAGGGCAAUAAAAGAGGUACCACAUGAUGGUAUUUGGAUUGAUAUGAACGAGCCCGCAACCUUCGGCACAAAUGAGAAAAAACCAUGGUAUUUCAAAGAGCACGACCAUCCCAACGUGGAGCCGCUCAAGUGCCCGUCUAAUUCUGUGGAAAGGGAAUGGGAAGUGCCACCAUAUCAGACGCACUCAGUUUAUCACUACGACGGAGAAUCAAGCUUAGCUGCAAAAACGUUGUGCAUGACGGCAAUGCAGGGUGAUGGAAAGCUUAGAUUUUAUGAUGUGAAAAACCUUUAUGGGUGGAGUGAAGCAAAAGCAACUCAACAAGCUCAACAUACAGCAAUGGGAAAAAGAGGAGUUGUGAUUUCACGGUCAACUUUCCCAUCAGCAGGCCGAUACGCUGGACAUUGGUUAGGAGACAAUACGGCCACUUGGGAAGAUCUUCGCUCUUCCAUCAUAGGCGCUUUAGAGUUCAACAUGUUUGGAAUUCCGUAUGUUGGAGCGGAUAUCUGUGGCUUCAAUGGCAAUUCUCCUGAAGAACUCUGUCUACGAUGGCAACAAUUGGGAGCAUUUUACCCAUUCAUGAGGAACCAUAAUACAAAAUUAGGAGCGCCACAAGAUCCUGCACAGUGGCCAAAAGUGGUUGAGGCAACAAAAAAGGCUACUUUUUUCCGCUACAGAUAUCUACCGUAUCUGUACAGUUUGCACUUCAUUGCCUCAACAAAGGGAGGCAAUGUUAUCCGACCAAUGUUCUACGAAUAUCCUGAUGACGGAUUUACGUACGAAUUAAGCUACCAGUUCCUAUGGGGACCGUCGAUGCUCAUCGCUCCUGUAGUAUAUGAGAAAGCAACAUCGGUGAAAGUCUACAUACCCAAAGAUGACUGGUUUUCGUUAUACGAUUUUCGCUACGGUCGCGCAUUUCGAAGCGGUCUUCUUGAAUUCCCAGCUCCAACAACAUGGCUGAUUCCUAUUUUCGUCAGAGGUGGCUCUAUUUUACCUCGCCAAAAACCGGACAUAACAACUUUUGCGUCUCGAAAAAAUGCUUUCGAGCUCUUAAUUGUUCCAUCCAUUUCAGACAAGCUGAAGGAUAGAGGAAAAAAUAAAGGUAAAGCAGGAGUUCUAUACUGGGAUGACGGUGAAAGUGUGAUCGAGUCGUUCGCCACGCACAACUACUAUCAAUGGUCAUUCAAGUACCAAAAGAAUUUUAACGGCGGAAAUUUGAUGAUCAAAACCGAAAGACAAGCGAAGUCCCUGACCAUACCCACGCUCGACAAAAUCGAAAUCUUUCAUUACGAACACUCCACAGACCCGACGAAGUUCGAGCUCAAUGGAAGACAGGUGUGA
Haemonchus placei is the source of this 2097-nucleotide messenger RNA. The record is from the annotation of a GenBank genome assembly. NCBI's taxonomy places the organism in Eukaryota, Metazoa, Nematoda, Chromadorea, Rhabditida, Trichostrongylidae.